Molecule: messenger RNA, 1596 nt
Organism: Homalodisca vitripennis (glassy-winged sharpshooter)
Lineage: Eukaryota; Metazoa; Arthropoda; Insecta; Hemiptera; Cicadellidae
Product: tetratricopeptide repeat protein 8-like
Exons: 10
Coding region: 55-1551 (498 amino acids)
Biological process (GO): non-motile cilium assembly
Cellular component (GO): non-motile cilium; ciliary basal body; BBSome
Molecular function (GO): protein binding
Source: RefSeq, a predicted model, not a curated record
UCCUGAAAUCCAGUUACUUACAAUCUAAAAACACAAAUAGCGAGUUUAGGAAUUAUGGAUCCAUUUUAUGAAGCUCUCAGCCUAUUUCAAAGACAGAAAUAUGAAGAAUGCUCAGAAAAAUGCACAGAACUACUAGAAAAGAAUUCUAGAGAUCAGGCAAUUUGGACACUGAAGAUGAGAGCCAUGACAUCACAGAUCAUGGUAGAUGACAUAGAAGCUGAAGAAGAAGGAAUUGCUGAGACUCUUCUAGACAUGGACACAAUAGCUCAAGCCCCACGACCAGGAACUUCCCUAAAAACGUCAGUGAACCCUCACAGCUCUGGUCAAGGGUUUCGACCGAGAGGCGAUACUGGUCGCCCAGUGAGUGGUGUGGUACGUCCCAGCACACAGUGUGGCCGUGCAUCUAGUCUGGAAGCUGCCCUGCGUACGCCGCGCACUGCUCGCUCAGCUCGCCCCUCCACCUCUCAGAGUGCCCGCACUGUCAGACUUGGCACUGCCUCCAUGGUGUCACAGCCAGAUGGACCAUUUAUACAGGUGGCAAGACUGCAUUUACCGAAAUAUGCCGCUGAUGAUAAGUUAGCAAAACCUUUAUUUCAAUACAUUUUCUACCAUGAGAAUGAUGUUAGAAAUGCCCUGGAUCUGGCUGUUGAGGCUACGAAGGCAGUUCAGUUCAAAGAUUGGUGGUGGAAGCUUCAGCUAGCGAAGUGUUACUUCCUGCUGGGUCUCAUACGAGAUGCAGAGCAACAGCUUCGAUCAGCACUCAAACAACAUCCCACAGUAGAAGGGUUCUUAAGAAUUGCUCGAGUGUAUAUCCGGCUUGACCAACCUCUUAGUGCUGUUGAAAUCUGCCGGUCAGGCCUGCAAGUGUUCCCCCACGAAGUUACUCUAAUGACAGAGAUUGCGAGAGUCCUUGAAGGUCUGAACAGCAUACCUGCAUCUGUAAAAUACUACAAAGAGAUUCUGCAGAAGGACGCAACCAACAUUGAAGGCAUUGCUUGUAUUGCAGUCAAUCAUUUCUAUAAUGAUCAACCUGAAGUUGCUCUAAGGUUUUAUAGGAGACUGCUCCAGAUGGGUUUAUACAACACAGAGCUGUUCAACAACCUUGGUCUUUGCUGCUUCUAUUCCCAACAAUACGAUAUGACCAUUAGUUGUUUCGAGCGAGCUCUUGGUCUGGCUGUAGACGAGGCUGCGGCUGAUGUGUGGUACAACAUUGCCAACGUUGCAAUCGCACUGGGAGAUCUGAAGUUGGCUUCUCAGUGUUUACGACUAGCUCUCUCAGUAGACUCCAACCACGCACCGGCCUACAACAAUCUGGGUGUGCUGGAGCAUCGACGAGGCAAUGUCACUCAGGCACGGUCAUAUUUUCAAGCAGCAGGGGCCCUUGCUCCCUACUUAUACGAGCCCUUUUACAACAGUGCUGUCAUUGACAACGCAAUUGGAGAUCUUCAGUCGAGCUAUGUUGCUGUCCAAAAAGCUCUUCAGGCGUAUCCUGCCCAUAAAAGUUCUAAUGAAUUGCUUAAAGACUUGAAAAAGCUUUUUAAUAACAUUUAGUCAUGUAGUGGUGUUAAAAAAAAUUACUGUUAAUACUGGACCAAA